UUCAUAUCUCCAACCCCAUCCCACACAUAUGUACGCCAUUUUUAUUUAUGUGUGGGGGCUCGAUAGGGUUGAGUGUUGAGUACGGACAAAUAACAUUUUUAGUGCGAACAAAAUUUUGCAAUAGUUCGAGAGUCGAUUAGUGAAAUGUAUCGUCUCGUGAUAUUUAAAUGAUGCCGGCCAUCGUUACAUUUACAUGCGCGAUCUUUGCGUGAGUGACUGUCCGUGCGAAUGGUAAUCGUCGUGAACGCAACUUUCGUUCUCUCCCAACGCUCCUGUUAAUAAAAUGGAUCAUCGCCAAAAGAUGGUUGUAGUUCCUCAACAAUCAAAAAUUAAAAUCGAGGAUGACGACGACGAGGAUGUAGAGGCGCUGAGAUUGGCAGCGCUUAAGUCGUUGCGAACUAAAGAUGCCACGCAUAAGAGGCCAGCGUUAUUACAGAUGCAGAAAGUUUUUCCACAAGUAACGCAACCAUCUCGUCUCCCAUAUAAAGGUCCACGGCCUAUAAAGAGAAAUUUCAAUUAUCACAACAGGUCACAACAAAGACAAAAUGGGAAUGUGUAUUAUCAGAGCCCUCGUAAUCCAAAUCUAAUAGCGAUAGUUCCUGUAGAUGAACCUUCUCCAAUUCAACAGGCCCAGUUAGCUUCUGUAGAAAAGACUGAACCAUGUGUAGAAUCACAUCCACAAGAAAUGUCGAAAUUUCAUCGUUUUAAAGACAGUGGAAGUGCUUCAGAAGAAGAAGACGCAAAGGAGCAAAAAAGUAAUAUAACUUCCGUAAAGACAGAAAUUAUAGCAAAGAAGGAACCAGAAGAAUCUUUGGUAGAGACAGAAAGUCAGAAGGAAGCUACAGAGAGUUUGCAAAAGAAUGGAGAUAACCAAGAAGAAGAUGGUAACGACGACGACGAUGAUGUACUCUUAAUGGCUGAUCUUGAGGAAGAAGACAGUUUAGAACGCUUAAUGGAUGAGAUGGAAAGGGAAAUGAAUGAUGGAAAUAAACCGUCUGAGAAAAAAGAGAAAAAAUUGAAUAGAGGCGAAACUAAAAAUGUAGUGAAGGAUGACGAAGGAAACAAAAAUUUUGAUCAAAAAAUGAAAUCGGACGAAAAUUGCAGCAAGAAAGAGAGAAACAACACAAUUACCUCGUCUCUGACUGCGAUCGUCAAGAAUGAUAGACGAUCAGUUUCUCCGCACGUAACGAACCGGGUUGGUCAAAAACGCAAGUCACUGUCUCCAAGGUCACGGUCACGGAAGAAAUCACCAAGAAGAUCUCCCAGGAAAUCCCCCAUCAGACAGCCGAAAAGAUCUCCGAGAGAAUCAACGAGAUAUAGAUCACCACGCAGAUCUCCGUCGUCGCGAUAUUCUCGUAGAUCCACAUCACCCAGACUUUCGCCGCGCAGAUCCCCAAACAGAACAUCCACGAAGAGAUCGCCGAUGAGGAAAUUAUCCCCGAGAGGCAGAUCGCCCAAGCUUUCGUCACGUUCCAGAUCGCCCCGUCCGCACAGAUCGAGAUCACCGAGACGAUCGCCUCGAUCAAAGUCUCCGAGGCUGCGUUCGCCCAAGAUAUCACGCUCCAGAUCGCCGAGAUUAUCGAGAUCGAGAUCGCCACGUUACUCGCCACCGCUCAGAUCGUCCAGAUCCAAGUCUCCCAGAUUAUCGCCAAGAAGAGUAUCGCCUCGUCGAUUGAGAUCUAGAUCUAGAUCCCCCGGUUUGUCUCCUCCUCGGAGAGGAUCGCCUCGCUUGCGGUCACCGAAAGUGUCACCGCGUAGAACACCACCUCGAUUGAGAUCACCGCGAUUCUCGCCUCGCAGAUCACCAUGGUCAUCCCCGAGACACUCACCCCGCCUUUCGCCGCGACGAAGACGAUCUCCCAAGUGGUCACCUAAAGAAUUACCCAGGAAGCACGGGCCACGUUCCAUCACUCCGGACAUUAAUCGAGAUGAGUAUGCGAGAGACCCGUCUCCGAUUUUCAAGAGUACAGCGUCGCCAGAAAUAUCCAGAGUGAGGACAAAGCAAAAGGAUGAAGCGUAUGAAAGAUCAGCAACGACGAUCGAAACAGCGAAAGAAUCCGUUGAUACGAUUAGCGAUCCCGUGCUCGAAGCAAGAAGAAAGAAGUUUGAAUCUACGCGGCCUAUCGAUCCUGUAAAUGCCAAUAAAAAGAUUAAAUUAUCCAAGAAACAUACCACGAAUAUGAAAGUAGAGUCCUCGGAAACAACGGAGAUUCCAUUAGGUGGUAGAAAGGCGAACAAAACUCUGGAGGAGUUUGAUGUUCAGCAGAUGGAUAUAUGCUUGGCGGCGAGUUAUGAAUUUGAGGAGUUUGAAGAAGUGGUAGAGAAUACAUCACCGACUAUUAUUACAAGCUCUGUAAAUACGUGCAUAGAUGUAGAGCCGCAAAAAACGGAGAAAGAAAAGUCUAUGAAGAAAAAGAAGAAGCGCGAUAAAGAAUUGUACCAAGUGGGAAAAUUGAAAAGCGAACUGCCGCUUUCUGAACGUAUCGGAAAAGAUAAGAAGUGUAAGAAACGUAAGGAGAUAGAUUCCGAAGAGGGUAUAGACGCUAUAUUCGAAGAUAUAGCGGUAGAUGAAGAAGGAGAUUUACGAACGGAACUCAGUAGAAGGCGCGCAGAAAGAUUGAACAGAACAGUACCAAUUCAAUCAGCUAGAUUGGUUCAGUCAGCUUUUAAAGGCGUUGUUAAUGAGGUUGUGAAAAAUAAUGCAAAAGCUAAUCAGAGACAUGUCCUUAAUACUGAUGAAAAAUCUAAUCAAAAGGAAGUUAGACGGGUUACUGUAUUACAUAGAUCACUAACGGAAUUACACAAUUCUGAAGACGAAAGUACUCUUGAUUCGAAAGUACCUGUGCGUUUCAGACUGGGGCUCAACAAACAAGUGCAAGAGUCCAGAGAAUCCAAGGUUACUCGAAAAGCAUCCAAAAGACAGGGUCGUAAGGUAAAGCACAAAAAUCAUUUGUCUACUCUAAAAGAUCCUGAGCAUAUUUCGUAGUGAAUAAAUUAUGCCUUUAUAUUUACUCUAGAUUUGUAAAUAGUAUGGUAACCUCUUAUCAACACGGUUUAAUCGAUAUUGAUAUUUUGUGAUACUACCAAGAGUUAAGUAUAUGUAAAAAAGAUACAUUUUGAAAUAUUCAUACUUUUAUUGAGAGAUCAUAAUGGAAUGAUGGCAGAUUCAAAAAUAGCAAAUAAUAAAAGCUUUAAAUUAUUAGGCUCUAUGCACAAUAUUUCGUUAUAAUCUUGCAAAUUAGAAUGAUACAAUCUAAUAUAAUUCGAAUAAUGAUCAAUUACUAUAAUUGUAUCAACUUAAUAAAUAACAAUUCUUUGAAUAAUUAAUGAAAAAUAUUUUAAUAAACAUUUUUUUGUUUAUUAUGGAGGAAUUUUUUUUGUUAGGAAUUUUUUUUUGUUAGAAAUUAUUUUAAAUAAAUAAUUACUCAUAAAAAUAAUUUAUUAACUAAGUUAUAUAAAAUUAUCUAUGAAACACAGUGUGAAAUAAUAUUGUGUGCCUUUUAAUAGUAGCCAGAAGAUAAUAUGAAUGCGGCGAAAUAAUUUGCGUUAUUAAUUUUGUUGAAAAAAAUGAAGAAUAUUGUUUUUGUGAAAUAGAUAUAGAUAUGAACAGAUAUAACAAUACGAGACAUGAAAAAAGGAAACGAGCAAUUGUAUAGAACAUUUUCCAGAAAUUGUUUGCAAUUUAGUAUUGCGUGAUUCUAGACUCGAAUCCAGUAGAAAAUAAGAGUGAUCUGUUUUUUGUUUAGGAAUAAAAUAAAUCCGCGUUCGUCCGAUUGCAUAUUUGAAUGCAGAGAGAAUAGCGGUUCAUCUCUUACUGCUCAUUAUGUUGUCGACACAUAGGAAGAUGCGCUCAUUACCGGUUAUAUUAUGUCGUAUGAAAAGCAUCUCUUUUCUCUUUUCAAGCAUAAAGUACAAUAAUAUUAAUAAAAUAUUGAGGAUAAUAUCCAAAUUUCGAUACUUUUACGAUUUAAAUGUACUCGAUUGUUUAUCGCUUGCUUAGGAAAAGUUGAUUACGUGUGAUUAUAUUAAAUCUGUUAUAUUGAAGAUUGUGUGUAUAUAACUUACUUUGAUCGCUCACCUAAUAAACAAGAAUCAUUAAUAAUCCCAAAGCUAUCUAUUGCAAAACCUAAGUAUAUUUUAUAUGAGAAUUAGUAAUGUGUAGGCACAUAUCUUAAUUGUACAUAGCACUUAAUUAUACCGAUCAAACUUAAUAAGAAUGUUGUAGUAUAGCUUGUAAAUUUGAUUAACGAUGGGUGUCGCGGCACCAAAUAUCCUGUACAAAAAUUCAAUUUUUGUUAAAAUUUAAUUUUAACGUCGCUAAACGAUAUAUUUUUAAGCAGGAUACAAAUUCUUUAAGAUCUGAUUGACGAUAUUUUAUAAAUUGAUAUAUUUAACGCUCAUUUUUUUUACAAUUAAGAAAUUAAACAAUUAGUAUUAAAAUAUUAACGAUGUGUAGAACAGAGAAGAAUAAUUGUUCUCUUAUCUCCAUACAUUUUAAAAAAUAUGCUGGUAAAAUUUACGGCAUUUACAAUUAAUUUACAUUUACGGCUGUAGUUUACGAUCCUUUAAAAAUGUAGAAAAAUUGUAUAUGUUAAUUUUAUGGCAGAUAUUAUUGCACAUAAUCCAUUGUUAUAUAUUUUUUAUUGCACUUUGUGAGAAAAGUGCAAUUAUAUCCUAUUUAAUGUAUUUUACAUAAUUGUAUUUAAUUUUAACUACCGGAGUAACACGUAUCUCGUUACUCUUUUAAUUAUAUAUUUCUAUAUUGACAAUUAGGAUAUAUAACAUGCAUCAGUACAGCGUAUGUAUAACCAAUAUGCGUGAACAUUUUUUAGGCUGUUGUGCAGCUAUGUACAUAAAUUUAAUCUCUAAUCUUCUGAAAUGAUGUUCGUAUAUCAAGCUAAAUACCUCAUAGUAUCUAUGAAGGUGUAAACGCUACUUUUACGUCAAUAAAAACUAAUAUUA
Formica exsecta is the source of this 4962-nucleotide messenger RNA. RefSeq names its product serine/arginine repetitive matrix protein 1-like. The transcript is spliced from 7 exons. Bases 284 to 2986 code for a protein of 900 amino acids. The record is from RefSeq and is a predicted model, not a curated record. Lineage: Eukaryota; Metazoa; Arthropoda; Insecta; Hymenoptera; Formicidae.